CCGGGCGUAUCGCGCGUGAGUCCGUACUACGCCGCACGCCACGCGCUCGAACUGUAUGCAAUAACUUAGGACGACAAGUCGCGACUCGGCUCUAACUCUAACACUGGCGUGCUAGUGAACAGUGCAGUGUAGUGUAGUGUAGUGAGAUCAUAAUGUUUAUAUAAUGUUGGUUUUGUAUACAUUUUUUGAAGCUGAUGUGGGAGCGGCGUCAUGAUCGGGACCCUAGUGCUGAGUCUCCUCUGUGCCAGCCACGCGGCGGGUGCCGUGGAGCGACUGGCGCCGUGGUUCGUGGUGGAGGCGCCCCCUGUGGUGCAGUACGGGGUCGGCGAGGGGGUGCGGGUAACGUGCGUGGCGCGCGGGGACCCGCCCCCCGCCGUGACCUGGCUGGCGGAGGACGGCUCCGCGCUCGAGGACGUGCCCGGACUCAGACGCGUGUACGGCAACGGCACGCUGGAGCUGGCGGGCGGCGCCGCGCCGCGCCCCGCCACGCUGCGCCCCGCCACGCUGCGGUGCCGCGCCGCCAACGCGCACGGCGUUGCGCUCUCCAGGGAGACGACGCUGCGCCCAGUGGGUGCGUUGGGUGCGGUGGGUGCGGCCAGCUGGGAGGCCGUGCUGUGGGUGCGCGGCGCGGCGGCGGGCGGCGUGGCGGCGUUGACGUGCGGCGCCUCGCGCGACCCGCAGCUGGUGGAGCCCGCCGCGUGGUACCGCGGGGAGGAUAUCCUGCACGUGGACCCUCCCACUCCAGAGUCCCGGUACGUGGUCGCCGGGAGCAGCCUGCUAAUCCGCGCGGUGUCGCCGGCGGACGCGGGCCCCUACAGCUGUCUGGCGCGGCACUCGCUCAGCUCCGUCACCAGGCGCUCGCAGCCGGCCACGCUCACCGUCACAGCGAGCGCGGUCGGCGCGGCCCCGGGGCUCGUGUCCGCGAGCGAGCUGACCGCGCGCGCCGGCUCCGCGCUGUGCCUGCCCUGCGCCGCCGCCGACCACCCGCCGCCCACCUACUCGUGGUAUCGCGAGGUGGCGGGUCGGCUGCAGCCGGUGGAGUCGUCUCCGGAGGCGUGGUGGUGGGCGGGCGGCGCGGCGCUGUGCCUGCCCCGCGCGCGCCCCCAGCAGGCCGGCGCCUGGCUGUGCAAGGCGUACAACGUGUUCGGAGACGCCACCGCGCAGCUCAGGAUACACGUCACCGACACACUCACAGUCACCGUCGGCCCCUCGGUGCUGGUGGCGGAGACCGGCAGCACGGUGCGGCUGAACUGCUCGGCGUCGGACCCGGCGGCGCGGCUGGCGUGGCUGCACGACGGGGCGGCCGCGGGCGCCGGCGCCGCGCUGCUGCUGCGCUCCGUCAGCCGCUCGCACCGCGGCCUCUACCAGUGCUUCGCGCGACGACCUCACGACAGCGCACACGCUGAUCUAGAACUCAGGCUUGGAGACUCAGCGCCGGAGUUGCACUACACCUUCAUAGAGCAGGCGCUCCGGCCGGGGGGCAGCGUGUCCCUGCGCUGCGCUGCCUCGGGCUCCCCGGCGCCCAGGAUCUCGUGGCUGCUCGACGGACAGCCCCUGGAUCAGUUCGGAAACCAACACCGGUACUUCAUAAGCGAGGAGUCGUCGGCGGGCGGCGACGUGGCGUCUGCGCUGAACGUGAGCGCGGCGACGGCGGCGGCGGGCGGCCGCUACUCGUGCCGCGCGCACAACCGCCUCGGACGCGCCGAGCACUCCGCCAGGCUCAACAUCUACGGUCCUCCUUCGAUCCGCGCGCUGGGUCCGGUGCGGGUGGUGGCGGGCGACAACGUGACGCUGUACUGUCCCUAUGCCGGAUAUCCGAUCAGGUCUAUAGAGGUGCAUUCUAGGAUCAUUCCUCUUACACGCACCGAACGAGCGACUAGCGAGUCGCGCGGGCACCCCCGCUCCCUCGCCUACUCAAAUAUCGCUUUACUUCACCAAAAUUCAGUAACAUGGUGGGUGCGGGGGUCCGGCACGGCGGUGGGAGGCACGGGGCGGGUGUCGGCUCGGGGGGCAGCCUUGCGACUGUCGCCGGCGUUGCCUAGCGAUGCCGGACACUACGCCUGCGCAGUCGCCGCGCCGUCCGGUCCCGCGGCCCGCAGAGAUAUAGAGAUACAAGUUCGAAAUCCACCAAAGAUUUCGCCGUUCAUGUUUUCAUCGGAGCUGACGGAAGGCAGCUCUGUGCAAGUGCUGUGCGGAGUCUCCUCCGGGGACAAGCCCAUGUAUUUCUCUUGGUUCAAGGACGGGGCUCCUCUGCCGUCUAACUUGCAGAUAGAAGAAAAGAGUCUGAACGAGUUCUCCCUGCUGAUGUUCUCCGAGCUGACGUCUCGUCACAGCGGCGCCUACACGUGCCGCGUCUCCAACCACGCAGCCUCCGUCAACUACACUGCCACGCUCAGCGUCAAAGUGACGCCGAGCUGGGUGAAGGAGCCACAAGAGGCCGCAGUACUGCUCGGAGCCCCACUUCUUAUAGAGUGUGCUGCAAAAGGAUACCCCACACCUGACAUAGUUUGGUUCAGAAAAAUAGGUGAUGGAAUCUCAAUAGGAGAAAGCACUGAGCAGUGGGAACAAGUGAGAACCGUUGAAUGGAGCUCUAGUCCAGAGCUCGGCUUGCAAGCCAAUAACGGGACCUUAUCUGCCGGGACUGCUGCUAGAGCUCAUCAGGGCCUCUACCGGUGUCAAGCUGAUAAUGGAGUGGGUCCUCCCCUGGUCAAACACCUCAAUAUUACAGUUCACGAAGCAGCUCACUUGGAGGGUCCGGGCGGCAACGUGUCGUGCGUGCGCGGACAGAGCGCUACUCUCACCUGCGAUGCGUCAGGAGACGCUCCUCUGAGUGUCCACUGGUCACACCGAGGAGCCAAACUCGAUCUCAACUCUUUUAGGUGGUCCGUGAGUGAAGCGCGGACGGCAGGCGGUCUGAAAUCAUCGCUUCAGUUGAGAGCUGCAGAGAAACUGGACGCUGGAGAGUACCGGUGCCACGCUCGCAAUCAGUUCGGGAGCAGUGAACUAUUGAUGUACCUGCAUGUUGAAGAGCCCCCGGCGGCGCCGCGGUCGGUCCGCCUCUGCGCGCUGGGCUCACGCUGGGCCCGCGUGUGCUGGCGCGCGGCCCCCGCGCUGCACCACGCCGCGCUCACCGCCCCCCGCGCGGACACCGCCCCCGAGCCGCACCAGCCGCAGACACUACUUAAUCUCACCGUCGAAACUACCGAUGACAGAGCUGACGCCACCGGUUCCCGAGCGUACGCAGCACGGCUGGCCGACCUGAGGCCCGCGGUGCCUUAUACAGUACGUCUCGUCGCGUCCAACCACGUUGGCCAGUCACCACAGUCUGAUCCUUUACUCUUCACUACUCUCGAUGAAGCUCCAUCAGCAGCUCCGCUAAUGGUCCGCGUGCGGCCGGCCGGUCCGGGCGAACUACACGUUUCUUGGUCGGCGCCGUCUCCAGUGAGCUGGAACGGGCAGCUGAUCGGUCAUGUGGUGUCGUGGCGGGAAGUGGGAGGCAGCUCGGAGGGUCGCAUGGCGGCUCGCGGGUGGAGCGCCGCCGCACUCACGGUCGUGGCUCUGCGGAGCGGGGCGCGGUACGCGGUUACUGUCCGCUCGUACAACCGUGCGGGCGCGGGGCCGCACUCGCCCGUCGUGCACGGCGCCACGCCGGCUGGCGCACCCGAAGAGUCUCCACAAUCCGUAUCAUGUAUCGGAGUGUCACCUCGUGCACUGCGAGUCCGCUGGGCCCCAGUCCCUCACGCGGCGCCGUUGUUGGGUUACGAUCUACAUCUCGCGACGAUACAACAAAAACACAGCUGGAGUGUGGCGGAGUGGCAGGAGGUGCGAGCGGGGGGCGGGGGCGAGGCGCGGGUGGCGGGGCUGCGCGCGGCCACCAACUACUCGGUGUGGGUGCGCGCCCGCUCGGACCUCGGGCUGGGGCCGCCAGCUCCUCCCGUCUACUGCUCCACGCUCGAUGACGUGGCGGGCGCGGUGGGCGCGGUGCGGGCGGUGGCCGCGGGGGGCGACACUGUGCGCGCGUCCUGGCUGCCCCCCGCCGGGCCCGUCACACAUUAUACGCUUUACACCAGGGAGCUCGGCAAGGUAGGCGGAGAGUGGUCGCAACGUGUGGAGGCUGAAGAGGGAGAAGAGGAAAUGUGGCGGGACGUGCGGGGGCUGAGGGCACGCGCCGUGUACGAGCUGUGGGUCCGCGCGGCCACCCCCGCCGGCGUAGGCCCCCCGUCCGUCACUGUCACCGCCGCGCCUGUUGCAACAGCUCCGGCGCGUAUUUCUUCACUAAGUCGAGCGGUGUCGGUGGUGGAGGGCGCUGAUGCGAGGCUGCGAUGUGCAGCAGUAGGGGAGCCCCCGCUCCGCCGAAGGUGGUCGCCACUACCUCCAAGACAUGUGGUCUCAGACGCCGGGGAUCUCAUCAUACAUGGUGUCGACGCGUCGCUGAGCGGUAACUACACGUGUCGCGUGCGGAACGCGGCCGGGUCGGACGCGGUGUCGUACCUAGUGCGCGUGCACCGACCGCCCUCUGCCCCGCUCCUGCGACUGGCUCGCGCGGACCUGUACGCGCUGCACCUCACUUGGGAACAUCCUGUGCCGGACCCUGAUCUGCCACUUAUUAGCUACAGCAUAUGGUGGUCGUUGAGCGAGGAGCCAGCGGAGACAGCGGAGACAGCACAGUGGGCGUCCGUUCCGGCGAGCGACUCGUCGUACACGGCGCGCGGGCUGCGGUGCGGCGCCGCGUACAGCGUGCGGCUGCGGGCGCACAGCGCGGCGGGCGCCUCGCCCCCCUCGCGCCCGCUGCUCGCCAGGACCGCGGGGGACAAGGUGAGUCCCGCGGCCGGCGCAGAGUCGGUGUGGGCGAACAGCUCGGCGCUGCGGGUGAGCGUGCUCGGCUGGAGCUCACUCUGUGCGGUGCGCCUCUGGAGGCUUGCGCUGCGCCCCGCCGGCGCCGACCUCUGGACUCGCAUGCCUACCGACGGAGAAUACGCAGAGGCUACGAAUCUUCGUCCCGGGACUUGGUAUGAGAUCAGAGUGGUGGCGAGCUCAUCCGCCGGUGAGAGCAUAGCCCUGUAUCGAGCUGCAACCCUGACAAUUAAUGGAGAACGAUUAGGAGAAGUUGUGGAGCUACCAGUAGAAGAGCGUCGUGCGUCAGCAGAGGGUGCGGGGGGCGAAGGGGUGCACUCGGCCGGGGAGGGAGGUGGCUGGCGCGCGCUGCUGGUGCCCGCACUGCUCGGUGGGGGGCUCGCUGUACUCCUUGCUGGAUUGGGAGGUUUGGUGCUCGUCCGUCGGCGCCGGCCCCCGUGCUGUCUCCGCGGCGGGUGCUCCCUGCAGGCGACGCGACCGCAGCCUCCGCUCUACACCACCGAGCCCAAGAGAAACGAGAAAGUUCUCACUCUUCCGGAUGGUCAACUGCACGAGAUAAGUCCAUAUGCAACAUUCAGUAUGUCAGGAGAACAGGCACUGAUGGGGGGUGCGGGCGCGGGGGGGUGCGCUCUGCACCUGCGCAGCUUCGGGCGCGCCGAGUUCGACCUGGCUGCGCCUCCGCCCCGACCCAACUUGUUAGCGCACGCUAACGAGUACGGGCGGGCCCGCGACCACCGCGACACCGAGUCGGAGUCGAGCGGCUCCCCGUGCGCCGCCUGCGCCGCCGACCUCUACCGGCUGCCGGCUCCCAGUCUCUCCGACACGCUGCCAGCUGUGGAGUCCAGUGCAGAGGAGACGUCGUACAGUACGGGGGCCCGCGGGGGCGGCGCGGCGCGGGGGGAGAGCGCCCCCCGGCCGGCUCCACGCUCGCGACGUCGCCGGGAACACACCAGACAUUCCUCUGGACCUACUGUGAGAUACUUCUCUUCGAAGUCACUGCAAGACCGACAACGUAUUGUGUGAAUGUUCAAUUAUCAUAAUUUUAAUGUUUAGAUCUUAGGUAUCAUUGGAUCUGUAAAUAGAGUGACAUUUGCAUGGACCUAGUCGUUUCUAGAUUCGACUGGAUUCUUUCUAUUCAAAUUUAUUAAAAAUAUUGAGUUUCUA
Messenger RNA from Bombyx mori (domestic silkworm), 6018 nucleotides. RefSeq names its product cell adhesion molecule Dscam2. Gene Ontology annotation, biological process: cell-cell adhesion. The transcript has 38 exons. The coding region runs from base 211 to 5877 and encodes 1888 amino acids. Lineage: Eukaryota; Metazoa; Arthropoda; Insecta; Lepidoptera; Bombycidae. The record is from RefSeq and is a predicted model, not a curated record. Gene Ontology annotation, molecular function: protein binding.